UUUACUUUUUUAUUCUCUGUUCCUUAGUUAGGUUAAGUUAGACCAAAACCACAAUAAAAAUAUUACAAUAGUAGAUAAUAAUAUUGAAAUAUGAAAAAAGCUUUAAAUUAUUUUUUAUUUUGCCGCCGUUUUAGUUUAUCCUCCACAUCCAGUAAAAAAGUUCAACCAAACUCAAAAGUAAAAGGUAGUUCAUAUGAGUGGCUUUCCAGACAGCUCUCAGAUCCAUUUGUCGAGAGAGCCAAGAGACACAACUAUCGCUGCAGAAGUGCUUUCAAAUUAAUAGAAAUAGAUGACAAGUUUAAAAUAAUGAAACCAGGUGACACAGUCAUUGACUGUGGAGCAUCUCCAGGCUCUUGGACACAAGUUGCUGUUCAAAGGGUUAACUCAGAUGGGUUCAAAAAGACUGAACCUCAGGGAAUUGUAGUGGCCAUAGAUCGACAACUUAUAUAUCCCAUUGAGGGUGCCACAAUUUUUGGAAACAGUGAUUUUACGGACCCAAACUGUCAAGAGAGGCUUCUUAAUUUUCUUAAUGGUAGGACAGUAGAUUCAGUAAUAUCCGAUAUGGCUCCAAAUGCUACAGGAGUAAAAGUCUUAGAUACUGAAAACAUUAUAAAAUUAUGUUAUUCUGCACUUAAAUUUGCUUUAAAGAUAUCCAAUGAAGGAGGUAGUGUCCUUGUAAAAUUGUGGCAAUGUGGCCAAACAAAGCAGUUGCAAACUGAUAUGGAGAGGUUCUAUGAAAAUGUAAGAGUUGUCAAACCUAGUGCUAGUAGAGCAGAUUCAGCGGAGAUUUUCUUAUUAGCUAGGGGGUUCAAAGGCUUGAAAACAGAUCAAAAAGGGAGCUGACACAAAUUUAUAUAAUGAUUUUUUUAGGACUAUGUAACAGUUGCAUAUUAUAUAAGAGCUUUAUUUUUUAAA
Molecule: messenger RNA, 915 nt
Organism: Anthonomus grandis grandis
Lineage: Eukaryota; Metazoa; Arthropoda; Insecta; Coleoptera; Curculionidae
Gene: Mrm2
Product: rRNA methyltransferase 2, mitochondrial
Exons: 2
Coding region: 91-843 (250 amino acids)
Biological process (GO): RNA methylation
Cellular component (GO): mitochondrion
Molecular function (GO): rRNA (uridine-2'-O-ribose)-methyltransferase activity
Source: RefSeq, a predicted model, not a curated record